This is a messenger RNA of Astrephomene gubernaculifera, 341 nucleotides long. The record is from the annotation of a GenBank genome assembly. Lineage: Eukaryota; Viridiplantae; Chlorophyta; Chlorophyceae; Chlamydomonadales; Astrephomenaceae.
CCGCAUGCGCCCCGCUGGGCGGCUGGCUGGCGGCGGUGCGGGGGCGGGCGGGGGAGCUGCGGGCGGCGGCGGCGGAGCAGGAGGAGCAGCUGAGGAGGUGGGAGGCGGAGGUGCGGCAGCAGCAGGAGGCACGGAGAGCGGAGAUGGCGGCCGCAGCAGCCGCGGCCCCUCCCGCUGCUGCUGCUGCUGCCGCCCCUCCCGGGGUGCCCCAGCUCCCCUCCGAGGGGCGGCCCGACCCGCUGGGGGAGCAGCGGGGGGCCUGGCUGGCGGAGGAGGCGGCGGCGGAGGGGCAGCUGCGGGGCCGGCGGGAGGAGGCGGGCCGGGCACAGCAGAGGCUGGGG